Messenger RNA from Hemiscyllium ocellatum (epaulette shark), 4644 nucleotides. Its product is annotated as oxysterol-binding protein 1-like. Gene Ontology annotation, cellular component: membrane; cytosol; intracellular membrane-bounded organelle. Lineage: Eukaryota; Metazoa; Chordata; Chondrichthyes; Orectolobiformes; Hemiscylliidae. Gene Ontology annotation, molecular function: sterol binding. The record is from RefSeq and is a predicted model, not a curated record. The transcript has 14 exons. Bases 301 to 2559 code for a protein of 752 amino acids.
GGGCGGGGUGUUGUGGCAGGAGCUGGAGGAGGAGGCGCCCGGGGCCUGGAGUGACGCUCGGGAGCCGGGCGGCCGUGUCACCGUCUCCUUCCUUCGCUCGGCCUCAGGCGGCCGGGACGGAGUAGCCCCUCGCCCCUCUCUCUCUGAUCCUUCCCCCGCCCAGCCCCGUCCUCAAGGCCUCAGUCCCCGCUCCCCCAGUCAGGCCUCGGCCUCUAGGCCCAGCCCGGCCCCCGGCCACCCCCACCCCGCGGGCAGUCGCUGGCGGUGGGCCCCGCGGAGAGGGAGAGCCCGCGGGCCGCCAUGUCGGAGCUGAAGUCGGCGUCGGACACCUACAAGGGCUGGCUCUUCAAAUGGACCAACUACAUCAAGGGAUACCAGCGGCGGUGGUUCGUGCUGAGCAACGGGCUGCUCAGUUACUACAGGACCCAGGCAGAGAUGGGGCACACGUGCCGCGGGACGAUAAAUCUCGCCACGGCCAACAUCACCGUGGAGGACUCGUGCAAUUUCAUCAUCUCCAACGGGGGAGCCCAGACCUACCACCUCAAGGCCAGCUCGGAGGUUGAGCGCCAGCGCUGGAUCACCGCCCUGGAGCUGGCCAAAGCGAAGGCUGUCAAGAUGCAGGCUGAGUCAGAUGACUCCGCUGACGAAGAGCAGUCUUCUCAGACGGACAAGACCGAAGUGCAGAACACGCUGAGGACCCUGACGAGCAAGGUGGAGGACCUCUCGACGUGCAACGACCUCAUCGCGAAGCACGGCACGGCCUUGCAGCGCUCGCUCAGUGAGCUGGAGAACCUCCGGCUGCCUCCGGAAAGCUCCGAGAAGAUCAAACAAGUCAACGAGCGAGCCACCCUCUUCCGAAUCACCUCCAACGCCAUGAUCAAUGCUUGCCGUGACUUCCUGCUGCUGGCCCAGACCCACAGUAAGAAAUGGCAGAAAGCCCUGCAGCACGAGCGGGAGCAGCGGAUCCGGCUGGAGGAGACGCUGGAGCAGCUGGCCAAGCAACACAACAACCUGGAGCGAGCGUUCCGCGGAGCGACUGUCCUGCCGCCCAGCAGCACGCUCAGUGUCGGCUCCGUCAAAGGGAGCACAAGUAGUCGGGAUCUGAGCGAUGAGGACGACGAGAACGAAUUCUUUGACGCAAUGGAGGACGUGGCGGAGUUUAUCACCGUCCAGGCUGAUUCGCGGUACCACAGGCGGACGGGGAGCAACAUCAGCGGAGCCAGCAGCGAGGGAGCCUUCGAGGAUCAAUUGUCCGAUGAGCAGAUGUCCAGCAGCAACACCAGCUCCAGCGCCAGCGCGGUGGAGCUGGUGAGCAAAGAGCCGGCGACCAAGCGCCGUCGGCGGACCAGCAUCCCCGACAAACCCAACUACAGCCUCAACCUGUGGAGCAUCAUGAAGAACUGCAUCGGCAAGGAGCUGUCCAAAAUCCCCAUGCCGGUGAACUUCAAUGAGCCCCUGUCGAUGCUGCAGCGACUGACGGAGGACCUGGAGUAUCACGAACUCCUGGACAGAGCCUCCAAGUGCGAGAAUGCCUUAGAGCAGCUGUGCUACGUGGCUGCCUUCACUGUGUCCUCAUACUCCACCACCGUCUACCGAACGGGAAAGCCUUUCAACCCCUUGCUCGGGGAGACCUUUGAAUUAGACCGGCUGGAAGAUGAAGGAUUCAGGUCCAUCUGCGAGCAGGUCAGCCACCACCCUCCAGCUGCUGCCCAUCACGCCGAUUCCAAGUUUGGCUGGACGUUAAGGCAAGAGAUAGCUAUCGCGAGCAAGUUCAGAGGAAAGUAUCUGUCCAUCAUGCCCCUGGGUACCAUCCACUGCAACUUCCAUCAAAGCGGCAACCAUUACACGUGGAAGAAGGUCACCACCACUGUGCACAACAUCAUCGUGGGCAAGUUGUGGAUCGAUCAGAGUGGCGAGGUUGACAUCAUCAACAGGAAGACCAGGGACAAGUGCCACUUGAAGUUCGCACCUUACAGCUAUUUCUCUCGCGACGUUGCACGGAAGGUCACCGGUGUCGUAUCGGACAGUAUGGGGAAAGCUCACUUCAUUCUGUCCGGGACGUGGGAUGAGAAGAUGGAAUACUCGCGGGUCCUGCACAGCAGCAAAGGCGAGAACAGCGCGGAAGGGAGGCAGAAGACGGUGUACGAGACCCUGCGAGGGAAGGAGCUCUGGAGAAGGCACAAGGCGCUGGAACGCGCGGAAUCCAUGUACUACUUCUCGGAGCUGGCCCUGACCCUGAACGAACUGGAGGAUGGGGUGGCCCCCACUGACAGUCGCCUGCGGCCGGACCAGAGGCUGAUGGAGAACGGCCGCUGGGAUGAGGCCAACAUGGAGAAGCAGCGGCUGGAGGAGAAGCAGCGGGCCGUGCGACGCAAACGAGAGUCCGACGUCAGCAAGCUGUCCGAAGGGCAAACGCAUUCCGCAGAAUCCUCCUACCGCCCGCUCUGGUUCGAGAAACGUGAGGACCCUUACACCAAAGAGCUGGUGCAUGUCUACAAGGGGGGCUACUGGGAGGCGAAAGAGAAACAAGACUGGCACCUCUGCCCGGAUAUCUUCUGAAGCCCAGUGCCUGCUUCUGCCCGGUGCUGGGGGGAGUGUGUGUGUGUGCGCACGUGUGAGUGAGCGAGAGAGAGAGAGAGAGUGGGCAUCUAGCCUUGACCACCCUUCCCCGGACUCGAACUGAGCGAUCACUUCUGUCCAUGGCGGGUCCUGACACGGGAGAUCCAGCGGGAAGAUCCUGGAGACUGAAGGGGAGGGAGAUGGUGACGGUGCAGGGAAAGGGUUACUCGUCCUUCGCCACCCACCUCGUGACCCCCUCAGCCUUUACCCACCCACUGAACCUCCUCCUCCUCACGUCGCCUUUGUCUCUGCCGGGUAGGGGUGAAGAUGUGCAGACAACACCCCCCCCCUUCCUCCCCCCCCCCCCCCCCCCCCCCCCCUCCUCCCUGCUCCAUGCCCCCACCUCCCUUCCACGUGUUGAACAUAUAGCAAUGGACGGAAGGGGAAAAAACACCUGGUCUAUUGUACAAAGCCAGACUAUAAUCUGUCAACAUUUCAUUGCAGCCACUUCUCUACCCCCACUGAGCACCUCUUGGGCCUGGUCAGUGCUGGUGGGGAGUGGACAGGCUGGGCACCAGAGGGUAGGGAGGAUGGGAAAAGUAGAAAGGGGGCUGGUGGAGAGUGUGCUGCCUCUCCCAGGGGAGAGCCAGGGCAGGAGAGCUGGUGGGGGGAAGCAGGCACCUGGAAUCACCUGUCUGGAAUCGGCUGUAAUUUCCCUGGUACUACCUGCGUAGAGUUGGACUUUGCCUGGGUUUUGGAGAGGGGUUGCAGAGUCUUUGGGAUGAGGGACAUAGGCAUGGAAGCUGACCACAAGGCAGUGUCUUGGUUUGGCUGGGGGUGGGGGAAGGCAGUCGGGUAUGCGGUGUGGAGCUGGGGGCCAUUUGCGUGGGUUUUCUCUUGUCCUCUGUCCUGUCUUCCUCCUCCUCCUCCUCCGACGCCUCCUUUGUCUUCGUCUUCCUCCACCCCCUGCACUCGAAUGGACCCAGCUUCCCACGAACUAUCCCUCAAACCCAGCGCCCCCAAGGUCACAGACCCCGUCCCCUCACCCACCCCCCCACCCGCAUUCAGAAAGCGAGACAUGGAAGGUACGGUGGGGAGGGGUCCGUAUCGCGUUGCAGGUUUAUGGGAUCUUGCUCUGCGUGAAUCAGCCUUUCCUACACUACAACACUUAGCCGCAUUUCAAUAAAGUGAUUGGUUGCCUGGAAAACCCUUUGGGGGUGGUCUCGGGGUGGUGGGCAGUGAGGGGGCGGAGGGCAUCCAGAGUCAGUGCAACGGCACUGUUGUCACAGGGUGGGGGUGGGGCAGCACUGUUUCAUUCACCCUGGCACUUACACUGACACAAGGGUGUUGUUUGGGGGGGAUGGGGCAUGAGGAGAAGCGGUGGGCCAUUCCCCACCUGGCAUGAUGGGUAGCUGGAGACUGCCUCAUGUUUCCCACCCCUUCACAUUUUCCCCACCCCACUUCUCUGGGAAAGGGUGACAUUGCCUGUGCUGUGGGUGGCUGUGGUGGGAGACUGGUCCCUCCUUCCACCCCAUACCAUGCCCCAAUUCCUCCCCAUCCUCUGGGAGAAAUGAUUUGGAGAUGCCGGUGUUGGUCUGGGGUGUACACAGUUAAACAUCACACAACACCAGGUUAUAGUCCAACAGGUUUAAUUGGAAGCAGUUGCUUUUGAAACGCCGGUCCUGAUGAAGGGGCAGAACUCCGAAAGUUGGUGCUUCCAAUUAUGCUUGUUGGACUAUAAGCUGGUGUUGUGUGAUUUCUAAAUUCUCUGGGGCAGGAUAACUGAGGUUGGUCCCAGGCCUCUGACAGCAAGAGGAAUCCUUUCAAUCCUUGGGAACCCAGUCCUUCAUCAAAACGCUGUCCUUUCAUUAGCAAUUGGUGGAAACCGAACUGCAGAACGCCACCACAGCUGUCCUUCAUCUCUGUAUUAAAUGGGCCCAGAAAUGUUGGAUGUCAAUAUUAGAUCCCAUUAGGGAGUGUGGGACCUUGAGAGAGGGGUGGCGGAUUGGGGUUGCUCUUAAAUCUUGUCACUACGUGUGCGAACUUGUUAAAACAAAUAAAUACCAGAAUCAUUUUCCUAUUGAA